Messenger RNA from Chelonus insularis, 1023 nucleotides. Its product is annotated as NADH-cytochrome b5 reductase-like. The coding region runs from base 30 to 962 and encodes 310 amino acids. The transcript has 2 exons. Lineage: Eukaryota; Metazoa; Arthropoda; Insecta; Hymenoptera; Braconidae. Gene Ontology annotation, molecular function: cytochrome-b5 reductase activity, acting on NAD(P)H. The record is from RefSeq and is a predicted model, not a curated record.
AAAUAUGGGCACACUAGAACAGCUGUUUUAUGUUUACCAACAAAGAAUUGAGAACUUUGAUCAAUUUAAAAAUUCUUGAUAUGAUAAUGGAUGACAAAGAAUCAUUAUCUGACAGACCACCAACUCCAACAGAAGAAGAUUGCUGUGGAAAUUCAUGUAAUCCUUGUAUCUUUGAUAUUCAUAAAAAGUUAAUAGACCAAUGGGAUGAUAAUAAAAAGAGUAAUUCAAAAAUAAAAUCUAAGAAUUUACUUGUACCAACGUUAUAUAAAACAUUUAAAGUGAUUAAAAUUAAUGAAAUUAAUGAUGAUUACCUAACAAUAAUAUUGCAUUAUGAAGAUGAUAGUCACAGCUGUAUUUUUCUAAAUCCUGGACAGCAUGUUAUCAUCAACCUUCUGACAUGGUCAAAACCAUUUACACCAAUUACUUGGAAUAAUAAUAAUAUCGAAUUUUUAGUUAGAGUUUAUCCAAAUAGUACUUUUACAAAUAAAUUAAAAAAUCUUCAAGUUGGAGAUCAAGUCAAAAUCCGAGGUCCUUAUGGCGAAUUUUUAUACUUUCAGAAUAGUUUCAAAAAGAUUAUUAUGUAUUGUAUUGGAAGUGGAAUAGCAGCAUUUUAUCCAAUAAUUCAAUCUAUAGUUAAUAAUGAUUUAGAAGAAACUCGAAUUAAAUUAUUUGCUGGUUUCAGAUCUGUGUGUCAAAUUCCUUUAAAACAACGACUGCAGUUGUUGGCUGAUUAUUGGAAUGUUGAGUUUACAAUUCAUGUAACAGAAGUAGAAGAAAUAACAACUAUCCAUAAUAUUCAAAUUAAAAAAGAAAAGAUUAAUGAAAAUAAUUAUAAAGCAGUACUACAAAAAGAAUCAUCUGAAUCAACUUUAGUAUUGAUAUGUGGUAAUGAAGAAUUUAAUGAAGCACUAUCACAAUGGACACAAGAGUGCAAUCAUAUUAACUAUUAUGUGUUUAAGUAAACGAUAAUAUUUAUUUUUUAUAUGUUAUCUAUCUAAUAAAUUAUUUUAAUAAAGGGCAGGA